Maniola jurtina (meadow brown) is the source of this 873-nucleotide messenger RNA. RefSeq lists its product as uncharacterized. The record is from RefSeq and is a predicted model, not a curated record. The transcript has 4 exons. The coding region runs from base 70 to 873 and encodes 267 amino acids. Lineage: Eukaryota; Metazoa; Arthropoda; Insecta; Lepidoptera; Nymphalidae.
UAGUUUGAGCGGUUAUUUUGGGACAUUUCGCGGUAACAACUGCCAGGGAAGGGAAGGUAGUGAGGCGAUAUGGAUAAAGCAUACAAGUACGCGAAAUCCGCGAUCGCUCACUUCAAGUUGGACACAUGUUGCUGCUUCGCGCCUAUACGGAUAGGAUUGCUUAUUGUUGGAUAUUUUAACCUUUUUAUAGCGGUACUGUCCCUGAUCGGCACCGCGGAUGGCGGCAUCACGCCUCCGCUCAUGGAGGUGCAGGACUCGCUGCUGGAAGAGGAGCAGGUGUCCGCGCCGCUGGGCGUGGUCGCCUACGCCUGCGAGCUCGCCUUUAGCGCCGUUCUGUUAUGUGCUAUGUACAGAAACGAUAUCGUACUGCUCCGCGUGUACAUAUACUUCUUGAUGGCGACCGUGGUGACGUCGGUGCUGAUGUAUUCCAUGGUCAUCGCGAAGGUGUCCCUGCUCACCAAGAUAAUCAUUAUAAGCAAUAUAGUGUUCAACUGUUACGUCAUCAUUCUAGUAAGAAGUGCAAUAGUAGAGAUCAAAGAGCGCCAGAGUUUAGACAAGAACGGCCAUGUGGUACUUUACUCUGUGGCCACGGUCUCUCAUGAAGACGACAAAAAGGUUAAGGUUAUAGAAAUCCUGCCGAUCGCAAACACGAGCGAACAUGAAAAAGGCGUAAAAAUUGGAGUUAUAGAUGAAGCACCGAAAAAAGAUGAUAAAAUUGUUGAACAAUCAGAGAAGAAUGAUAAAACUGGCGCAGAAUCAAAACGGGAUGAUAAAGUUGGCGAAGAAUCAAAAACAAGUGAGAAGGUUGACGAGACACAGGCGAAAUUGGAAACUGUGAAUGAAUGCCCCAAGGAAGAGCAAUCGGUACAUUAA